ACGCGGCGGCGGCCGGAGGGAAGCGACGCGAGGCGAGGCGAGCGGGAGCGGGAGCGGAGCCGCACUGAGCGGGCGGCUGCCAUGACAGACACUCGGUUUACCAGUUGCAGAUGGAUGCUGUUGACUUUCUGGCACAGUACAGGCAUUUGAAAACCCGUCUGCAAUGCACAAUUGAAGAAAAACAUAAAGUCUGUGGCACUUGCGUAAGACUGCAAUGACAAGUCAGAACAGUAACCAUGAAGAACGAGCAGUUUCUAUGUCGUCGACACCAAAAGUUCAGGUUCAGCGCUCGGUUUCAAGAGAGACCCUCACUAUACACUUCUCUGCCUUUGGUAAGGAAGAGGAGGAAGAGGAAGAAGAAGAAUUUGAAGAUUCCUCCAUAACUUUUCAUGAGAAGGUGAAAGACCAAAGUUUUGUACCAGAACUUGAAGCAAAAGAAGGUACUUUUGAACAUGGUGGCCAACUUUUAGCAGAGUCAGCUACCUCAUCAGGUAUACCAUUAGAUUCAGUUGUAAUUUCAGUCCCAUCUUCAGCAACAGCAAUGACCUCUUCUAAGCCAUUGAGCACAUCAGUUGCAUUGCCUUCUGCAUCACUCGUAGUUACUGCAGUGCCAUUGUUCUCAUUACCAGCCCAGCCAUCAGACUCUGCCAUUUUGACUUCAGAAACAAGACCUGCAACUGCUGUCUCCAUAUCUAGUUCUCCAUCUAAAUCUACUGUGCCCUCCAAUGUCUCAUCGUCUGCCGUGCCAAGCACAAGGCCAUUCAUGAGCUUAGUGAGAUCCAUGUCUACAGAAGUAGAACCUAAAGAAUCCACAACACCACUAAGACACAGGCAAUUGAUGAAAACAUUAGUUAAAUCUUUAUCAACAGACACUUCAAAACAGGAUUCUGAAUCUGUCCCAUUCAGGCCUUCUGAUUCACGAAUAAACUUACAUCUGUUCAAACAGUUUACUCAACCCCGUGUGACUGGAGGGGAUUCGAAGACCGCACCUUCUUCCCCGCUCACAUCUCCGUCGGAUGCCCGGUCAUUUUUUAAAGUACCUGAAGUGGAGGCUAGAAUUGAAGACACUAAAAGGCGGCUUUCGGAAGUUAUUUAUGAACCUUUUCAGCUCCUAAGCAAGAUGAUUGGUGAUGAUAGCAGUAGUGUUAGGCAUAAAGCCUUAUCAUCCAGUGCAACAGAACUUUCAAGUCUUUCCAGCUUAAACGGACAUUUGGAAAGCAACAGCUAUAGCAUUAAAGAAGAAGAAUGUGAUUCUGAUGGGGAGUGUUCAGCAAAAGAUUCCAUCUCAAGUAAAAGCACCUCCAAAUCUACUGAUGGCCUUUCAAAAGAAGGAGACACUAAAAGCUCACUUUUGGGGACCACAAAGGAAAUGCCAUUGAAGGCUUCUUCUCUGGUGCUGGAGAAAUGCUCACUUUCUGCGCUUGUCAGCAAAGAUGAAGACGACUUUUGCCAUUUAUACAGUGAAGGUAUUGAGUUGGAGCCCGGGGAAGAGAAUGUUGGGGAUAAAACUCUAGAACCUGUUACUGCAGAAGAAGCAUUUGAAGAUGAAAGUAAAGUAUUAGAGGAAGAUGAGACUGAGACUGAAGUACCGCUACCUGAAGUUCCUUUAAAAACUUUAUUACUCUUUACCAUGCUCGUCUAUUCCUAUAUAGUGCUCCCUCUCCCCAGUUAUCUCAGUGGGCUUUUCCUAGGUAUUGGCUGUGGAUUUAUGACAGCAAUUGGUAUAAUCUGGCUGCUUGUACCAAGAAAAUCCAGUGAUUAUCAACAGGCACAAAAAAGAUUUCACCGUGAACAACAAAAUACCGAACCGCUGGAUAUAAAGGAACCAGAAAUAUUUAAGGGCUGGAUGAAUGAAAUUUGCAAUUAUGAUCCUGAAACUUACCAUGCUACACUCACGCAUUCUGUCUUCAUUCGUCUUGAGGGGAGUGUACUAAGGCUUUCAAAACCUAAUAAGAAUAUUUCCCGAAGGGCUUCUUUUAACGAGGCUAAGCCAGAAGUCAUGUAUAUAAGUCAGAAGAUUUAUGACCUAUCUGACAGUAAGGUACAUUUAGUUCCAAAGAGUCUGGCCAGAAAGAGAGUAUGGAAUAAGAAAUAUCCAAUUUGCAUUGAACUUGCCAGACAGGAUGACUUUAUAUCAAAGACCCAGACAGAGAAAGAAAAUGCAGAAGAAAAGCCCCCUCUGGAGAAAGCAGAAGUUGCGCUUGAGGAAAGAAAAGUGGUCCCUUCACAAGAUGUUGUGAAGCCAACUUCUCUGAAGGAUCAAGUUCUAUAUCUUUUUGGAAGGACUGGCAGAGAAAAAGAGGAAUGGUUCAGGAGAUUCCUUCUAGUUUCAAAGGGAAAAACUGAUGUUAAACGACUAAUCAGUCUAGGGGGAGGCAUAACAGGAUUCAUCCCAUCACACAGUAGGAACAACAGUCAGUCAGGAAAACUCACCCACAGCCGCAACAGCAGCAAGGGAAGUGUUGAAGAAAUCGUGACACAAUCUAAACCGAAAGAUCUAACAGCUGCAGUCCGCCAGAAAAUGCUUCUGGACUAUAAUGUGUACAUGGCAAAAUAUAUUCCUCAAGAAAGCUGCAGCCCUAUCUUAAGUCCUGUCCAAAGUGCAGAAAGUAGUCCCACUAGUUGUAAAAAGUUGUCAAUAGGUCAGAAGGAUGACACAGACCAGCAAGUGGCUUGGGUCAAUGCACUGCUUGGGAGGAUAUUCUGGGACUUUCUAGGCGAGAAGUAUUGGUCUAACUUGGUGUCUCGAAAGAUCCAGAUGAAACUCAGCAAGAUUAGGCUGCCAUAUUUUAUGAAUGAGCUGACUUUGACGGAACUCGAUAUGGGAGUUGCUGUGCCCAGAAUCUGUCAAGCUUCAAAACCUUCAGUUAAUCACCAAGGUUUAUGGAUUGAUCUGGAGAUUUCCUACAAUGGGUCGUUUCUAAUGACCCUGGAAACUAAAAUGAACCUGACCAGACUAGGAAAGGAGCCAUUGGGUGAGGGAUAUAAAGUGGGCGACGUUGGCAAAGAAGGGAGUAGACCCAAAGCCUACUGUCUGGCUGACAGUGACGAGGAGUCCUCCAGUGCUGGAUCCUCAGAUGAAGAAGAUGCACAGGAUCUGAUGAGUGGGGACAAAGCACUUGCAGCAAUGGCAGAAGGAUAUGUGGGAGGACAUCGAACCAGCAAGAUAAUGAGAUUUGUGGAUAAAAUUACAAAGUCAAAGUAUUUUCAGAAAGCUACAGAGACUGAAUUUAUUAAGAAGAAGAUUGAAGAGGUCUCAAAUACACCACUUUUACUUACUGUGGAAGUUCAAGAGUGCAAAGGAACUCUCGCGGUGAAUGUUCCACCACCACCUACUGACAGAAUAUGGUACGGCUUCCGAAGACCACCCCACAUUGAGCUUAAAGCUCGUCCCAAACUGGGUGAGCGUGAAGUGACUAUAGCACAUGUAACUGACUGGAUUGAGAAGAAACUUGAACAAGAGUUCCAGAAAAUCUUUGUUAUGCCAAAUAUGGAUGAUGUGUAUCUUCCGAUAAUGCAUUCAGCCAUGGACCCACGGUCACCCUCAGUGUGGCCUGCAAGGGAGUCCCCAACAGAACUAGCUGAUCGACUGUGAUGUAUGACCGUUUAUGUUUACAGUAUAAUGAAGUUGCCAUUCAUGUGCUUUUAAACUGUGCCGUCAUCUGUCUUUGGAACCAUUUGUGCCACUAUACUUUUCGAGAAUACUGUUUGUUGUAUGUGCAGUUUGCUGAAUCUCUUUCACAAAAUGUAUUGUUAAUUGAUAAUAUUGUCAUCCAUUCCAAGNAAAAAAAGCCCAAACAUCUAUAUAUAGAUCAUAUGUAACUGUACUUGUAAAUGACUUGUUUGACCUGAAAUGCUUUGGUUAAAGUGGGCCCUUGUUGGCCUGGUGAGAUUUACAGAAACCUAAAUGAUGGUAUGGUUGCUUGAAAAGACCUUGAUGAAGGUGUAAAGAAAUGCAUGAUUUGCCUGUAGGUUUGAAGUACAUAUCAAUUACAGUAUAAAACACCAUUGACAUGACCUAGAAUUGCUAAUUCUAUACAAGCUGCCCUUGCGAUAUAUGUUUCGUAGUUAUUUGUCAUUCAAAAUUGUGUUUGCAACUGCAGCCUGUUUCGCUGAAGUCACUUGUUCUAUUGCUCCUCUGUUCAUGCUGUCUGGUAAGCACUGUAUACCUCUGCUAGCAACUCAAAUAUUUUCCCCAGGUCAAUUUUAUAAACUGUGGGAAAUAAUUUUGUACAGCUAAACAUCCUUAAAAUUUUGAAAACUUAUUCAGGUCCCAGUUUAAUAACUACAUGACUCCUGGCCAAUUUGGUAACAAUUUACUUGCAUGAAAAACCCUGCAACUCCCGCUAGCUUACAAUUAGCAGAUGAGUCUUGGGAAAAUUCACUUUGAGGUGGUUGGGGGCGGUGGGGCGGGAACGCAUGAGAACUGUUUUGAAGGACACAAAUUAAAAUGCAUUCUAUUUUUCAAUA
Messenger RNA from Callorhinchus milii (elephant shark), 4470 nucleotides. RefSeq names its product testis expressed 2 (gene tex2). Gene Ontology annotation, cellular component: endoplasmic reticulum. The record is from RefSeq and is a predicted model, not a curated record. Bases 215 to 3595 code for a protein of 1126 amino acids. NCBI's taxonomy places the organism in Eukaryota, Metazoa, Chordata, Chondrichthyes, Chimaeriformes, Callorhinchidae. Gene Ontology annotation, molecular function: lipid binding. The transcript is spliced from 13 exons.